AUGAUCUCCGUUCAUAAACUCCUUCUCAGCUCGACUUCAGGCGAUGUUCCUUUGUACCUGAAACGUUUCACAUGGCCCAACCUGCCAUACCAAGCUGAUACCGGAAACGGACCACGUGGCACACAACAAGGUUACAACAGGUGCAAUGCAACGACCCAGAAUCAGGACUCUAUGUGCCAGACCACCUUUAUGAACUCGAUCCAAGAUAAGUAUUUCCCCCACUCAAUUGUUGGAAACAUCGAAGGAGAAAUGGUGGCUUACUGCACUACCAAGAAGUUUGGUACUAGACUGAUUCCUGCUGGAGCGAUCACUGGACUCCAAGUUACUCGAACACCUGGAUACAUCCAAGCCGUUGGAUUCAUCCAACAGACCGCCCUCAACCUUCAAGCCAACGACACUGGAGGUGAAGAAGACCCCCACGGGGCCGACCAGCGAGGAAAUCCAUUGGGCGCGUUGAUGUACUCCAGCGCGUUCAACACGCCCGGAGGACCUGCUUAUACCCAAGUGAUCGAGUGGAGUUAUUUCAUCGGAGCUGGCGUCUUCUGCUACAAGGCUUGUGACCCCGCUGGCCCCAAUGCUGCCCAACUUUGCCAACACAUCUACGACCGAAUUGGAUGUACAUACAACGCACCCGCUCACUACGAGUCGAUCAAUGGAACGUUUACAUCUUGCCAGGGUGAAAACCAACUGCCUGCCGGUACUUACGUCGAAAACGGGGUCACCAAGACUUACCAACAGCCCCCGGAGUCACUCGGCCCAAUCACCUCGAUCCCAUAUAAGGCGGCCAUCCCAGCUGUCUCCAACUGCCAAACGUUCACUGACACCAAGGCCCUAUGGCCCGACCUUCCCCAACUGACUGCCCCCUCCACUGCCCCAACUCAAGGAAAGGGCUCUAAUGCAGCAAGUGGCGGCAAGUCUUCGUCCUCGUCCUCGUCUUCUUCGCCUGCUGGUAGCAACGCCCCCGGAAGCACCGCCGCUGCCGUGGUCCUCUCGUCUGUCACCCUCUUUGGAUGUGCUGUCCUUGCGACUGCCAUGGUCCUUUAA
Puccinia triticina is the source of this 1044-nucleotide messenger RNA. RefSeq lists its product as uncharacterized. NCBI's taxonomy places the organism in Eukaryota, Fungi, Basidiomycota, Pucciniomycetes, Pucciniales, Pucciniaceae. The record is from RefSeq and is a predicted model, not a curated record. Bases 1 to 1044 code for a protein of 347 amino acids. The transcript is spliced from 7 exons.